GGAAUAAUAAUAUUGGUUGUGUAGGUAAUGUUACAGAGAUUAAGGUUAUUGCAACUUUAGGUGUAAAAACACAAUGACUCAGUAGAGACUAGAUUUCUGUAUUCAGUGAAAGUGAAAGUAAAGCCUGUCGACCGGCCAUAAGGAGGGGGGAGCUUGUAGCCUACAGCCUUGUAGCUGGAGUCUUGUGAAAUGGCUUCCAAGCUGGAAGAGGACCUCUGCUGUCCUGUGUGCACGGAGAUCUACAAGGAUCCCGUCCUCCUGUCCUGUAGUCACAGCCUCUGUAAAGUCUGUCUGCAGACGUUCUGGAAAACCAAAGGAUCAAGAGAGUGUCCAGUUUGCAGGAGAAAGUCAUCAAAGCAAUUUCCUCCCCCAAAUCUGGCUUUAAGGAACCUGUGUGAGACUUACUUGCAAGAGAGUGAUCAUGUGCAUAUACACUGCAAAGACCACAAGAGGAAACUGGAGCUCUUCUGUCAGGAUGAUCAGCAGCUUGUGUGUCUGGUGUGUCGAGACUCAAAACUACACAAAACUCACAACUUCAGUCCUGCUGGAGAAGCAGCCUCUGAGAUGAAGGAGGAGCUCAAGGCCAAACUGCAGCCUCUACAGGAGAAGCUGAAGGAGUUUGAGAAAGCUAAAGUUACCUGUGAUGAAACAGCAGAGUACAUUAAGACUCAAACUCAGAACAUCGAGAAGCAGAUCAAGCAGGAGUUUAAGAAGCUUCACCAGUUUCUACGAGAUGAAGAGGCAGCCAGGAUAGCUGCACUGAGGGAGGAAGAGGAGCAGAAGAGUCAGAUGAUGAAGGAGAAAAUUCAGAAGAUGAGCAGAGAGAUCUCAUCUCUUUCAGACUCAAUCAGAGCCAUAGAAGAGCAGAUGGGAGCUGAUGACAUCACCUUCCUGCAGAACUACAAGAGCACAGUGGAAAGAGCCCAGUGCACACUGCAGGAUCCAGAAAGUGCUUCAGGAGCUCUGAUCAAUGUGGCAAAGCACCUGGGCAACCUGAAGUUCAGAGUCUGGGAGAAGAUGCAGGAGACUGUUCAGUACACUCCUGUGACUCUGGAUCCCAACAUUGCUCACCCACGACUCAUCCUGUCUGAGGAUCUGACCAGUGUGAGAUAUGGUGAUGAGGUGCAGCAGCUUCCUGAUAACCCAGAGAGAUUUGAUUGGUAUUUCAGUGUCCUGGGCUCUGAGGGCUUUAACUCAGGGACUCACUGCUGGGAUGUGGAGGUUGGAGAGAACACACAGUGGAGUGUGGGUGUGAUGACAGAGUCUCACCAGAGGAAGGGACAAUAUGAUAAUGUGAGUGGACAGUGGAAUGUGUGGUAUAAAGAUGGUAAAUAUAGAGCACGUGCUCCACCACAGCCCUCCACUCUCCUCACAGUGAAGCAGAAACUCCAGAGGAUCAGAGUGCAGCUGGACUGGAACAGAGGAAAGCUGUCAUUCUCAAACCCUGAUAAUAACACACACUUACACACUCUCACACACACUUUCACUGAGAGAGUGUUUCCAUACUUUAAUGGAGGUAGACUCUCUCCUCUGAGUAUUGUGAAGGUCUCUGUGUCAGUAGAGCAGCCCAGUUAGAGCAGAAACUGUCUCUGUCUGAACAAGAGCCGACAUGCAGAGAUGGAUGGAGACAUUUGGGUGUUAGUCAUGAGUCACUCACACAGUAACUGCAGUCAAUCUAAUAUCUGACCUGUGAGGCAUCAUCUUCUGGGUAAUUUAGUUCAGAAUGUUCUGAUUCUCCAUGUUGAAUAAAAGAAUUGCUGUUUUGUGCCAUUAUUACUCUGAGACAGUUUGUCUAUGUUUGUAUGUGUGCAUUUUUAUGAUGGUUUCUGUUGUAUGUUUUUCUAUACUGCUGCCACAAGCACAUUACAACUACAGUGAAUCUAAUAUCUGUUCUGGUCGGCUCCUGAAUUUCUGAUAUUCUGUUUAGAAUCCUCUGAAAUAACUGCUGAUUUUAUAUAAUGUAUUCCACUGUGAUGGUUUAUUAUCCAGGUCUGUGUUUCUACACUGCUGCCACAAGCACAUCAAAAU
Molecule: messenger RNA, 2028 nt
Organism: Sardina pilchardus (European sardine)
Lineage: Eukaryota; Metazoa; Chordata; Actinopteri; Clupeiformes; Clupeidae
Product: zinc-binding protein A33-like
Exons: 6
Coding region: 190-1575 (461 amino acids)
Biological process (GO): protein ubiquitination
Cellular component (GO): cytoplasm
Molecular function (GO): ubiquitin protein ligase activity; zinc ion binding; protein binding
Source: RefSeq, a predicted model, not a curated record